AAUCACAUUCUAGAUAACACGUGUACAUCAAGUACACAAGUUGCUGUACCUUCAUCAUAUACCGCAUUUCGUGACUGACAACGAGGAAGACUUUGCGUGAUUUGUUGCGUAGUUUAAUUUUCAUACAAAAAGAAAAUCUCGAAAUGAAUAUUUCUCAGAUAUACGCGUGGAUGCAGCAAGGUAUUCCUUCUCAAGGAACACCGUAUGUUCCAACAGAUGUUCAAUGCGUUUUAAACAGCCUGGACUCACUAUUCCUAACAUUUCGCGAGGAAACCACCGGCAUUCCUGAUGAUCCACGAGAUUGGACUUGGCAAAACGUUUGUCAAUGGCUUGGUUGGGCGGAGGCUAAGUUCAACCUUGGAAUUCAAAUAUCUAGUUUCAUGGAUUGUAAUGGUUGUGUUUUUGAUGGAAAAGCCUUAUGUAGACUUACUAAACGCAAUCUAUGUAUGAAUACUUCUGCUGCAAUAGGGGAAAUUUUAUGGCAAUCACUUCAGAGAAUCUGCAGAGGUAAAAUGUACUUUCUAGACUACAACAAAAAGCAAGAACAGUUGAAGCAGAGAUUGCAUUCAGUGUCAUGCAUGUCUGACAUGGCUUCUUUCAAAGAAAAAUUUGUAUCUCCAGGAGAUGAAGAAAAUGUUUCAAGCACAAUUCCUGAUUUGGUUAGCGAUGCUGAUGCCUUUUUGGCAAAGUUGACAAGUGUACCAUCUCCUCCAGCUUCUGAAUAUUCAGAUUAUGGCAGUAUGGUUAAUACACCAGGAAGUGUUUCUGACCUGGAUAAUUCACCAGUUCAGUCACCACCACCACCACCAAUAGUUAACUUAAAUGAAAGUCAAUCAAAACCUGUACGUUCACCUCCUGGACGCAAACGUGGUCCUAAACCGACAAUAAGAUAUACAGGAAAUGGCCCUAUUCAACUGUGGCAAUUUCUUUUGGAACUGCUCCUUGAUUGUGAACAUAAGACAGAUGUUGAGUGGACCAAAGAUGAUCGUUUCGAAUUCAAAUUACUUGAUCCAGAGCAUGUCGCGAAGUUAUGGGGUUUAAAAAAAAAUAAACCCAAAAUGAACUAUGAGAAAUUAAGUCGUGGUCUCCGAUACUACUAUGACAAAAACAUCAUCUCAAAGGUUCAUGGUAAACGAUAUGUGUAUCGAUUUCUGUGCGAUAUUGAGAAGGUUCUUGGAUUUGAUCCAACUGCAACAGUUCCUACAAAAGAAAUUGUUCAGGAUGAAAUUGAAAACAAUCAAUCUCCUGCUACGUCUCCAGGUGGAAAAGAUGAAAAUACGAGUGGCAAGCCUUUGGAAAGAGUUAAUUCAGAUCUUUCUGAUGAUGAUUUAUUGAUUGAUACAUCCGCAAGUAUCUUUGACGAUGAUCUCCCAACGAUUGGUUUUGAUGAUCUUGUUUUCGACUCUGAAGACUUUUGUUUAACAGAUGAAGUCUUCCAUAAUAAUCUUUACCUAUAGUAAAGAUGUCUUUUUUUUUGUUCAGAACCUGAUGGGAAGUAACCAUCCAUGUUGUUAUGACUUUCUAGUUGUAACUUUUAGUAGCUUGUAUCAAGCAUUUUUGUUUUAAAUAUUCUGUGAAUAUGUUUUAUAUAUGUUGAAUAUUUCAACAAACAUUAUAUUUUACCAAUUAUUUGUAUUUUUCAUUUUGUAGUAUAACUAUUUAAGUUGAAUUCAAAUGAUUUACUGAGAUGUUAUUUGUUCAACCUAAAAUCCGAAAUACUGGUGAUUUAUCAGAAAUUUAGUAGCAUUGUUAAGCAAGUUUACAGUAAUUCUCAGUGAAUCAAUGUUGAAAUUGACGCUUAGUAUUUGAAUAAAAAGUUUGCCUGUAAAUGUUUAAAAACAUCGAUUUGAGAAAUUAGAACAUUUGAAAUAAACACGAUGUACAAUAUAAAUGUAUGCAGAAAGUAAUGAAGAAUAACCUUCAUAUUUUACUUGAAUAAUAAAGCUGGCUUUCUGUAA
Molecule: messenger RNA, 1958 nt
Organism: Xenia sp. Carnegie-2017
Lineage: Eukaryota; Metazoa; Cnidaria; Anthozoa; Malacalcyonacea; Xeniidae
Product: protein C-ets-2-like
Exons: 7
Coding region: 144-1457 (437 amino acids)
Biological process (GO): cell differentiation; regulation of transcription by RNA polymerase II
Cellular component (GO): nucleus
Molecular function (GO): sequence-specific DNA binding; DNA-binding transcription factor activity, RNA polymerase II-specific
Source: RefSeq, a predicted model, not a curated record